Molecule: messenger RNA, 204 nt
Organism: Bipolaris victoriae FI3
Lineage: Eukaryota; Fungi; Ascomycota; Dothideomycetes; Pleosporales; Pleosporaceae
Exons: 1
Source: RefSeq, a predicted model, not a curated record
CUGUGUGAGGCGCUAUCUUCAGCUCCAAGAGACAGACAGUCCAAGCUCGGAUUCCGAGAAGCCUGGGUGACGCAUGGCUUUCGCUUACAGCCUGCUAAAAGCAUUCAUGCGCAUGCGAACGAAGAAACACAUACUUACCAGGCGCAAUGUAAAAUCGCGGAUUUCUCCAUGGAGGAACGUGAACCAAUGGCAGCGGCGCAGUGA